This is a messenger RNA of Thelazia callipaeda (thelaziosis nematode), 813 nucleotides long. The record is from the annotation of a GenBank genome assembly. NCBI's taxonomy places the organism in Eukaryota, Metazoa, Nematoda, Chromadorea, Rhabditida, Thelaziidae.
AUGAGCAGCAAGGCAAGGCAAAAAUCAACGGCAAUAUGCAAAUUAGCAUGUAUGCAGUUGUCGACUCAGUUUGCACUUCCUUGUGAGUGGGAAUUUUUCUGGCGCAAGAAGCAUGUUCAUAUUUGUUCAUCAUUCGAACCCACUGUUCCUCGAAUACAAAAUUUGACAUUUCAUUGCAACUUCCUUAACUCUAAGGGUGUACUAUGCGUACGUCUUUCAGCUGUUCAGCUAUCGGUAAAGUCAAAAUAUCCGAGCUGCCCGUUGAAAGGCUAUCGCUGUGAUACCCACCCUAUUCUUUGGGACGAUUUUUUAGAUGCAAUGACCACAAAUCGUGCUCUGAUUUCGUGCCUGUCCAAAUUACCGAUUCUCAAGUGGCUUGAACUGGCCUGCUCACUGAUAAUCGUUGUGUUUCUUCAUUACGGCAUUUACCAGUGGUUCAUCUAUACAGCAAUUUACUUCAUUUCCGUACUCCUUAUUGUGUUUACAUUUCUGUCACUGAUUGCUUUUUUCAUGGAUAUACAAAAUUUUUACUACAUUGACAAAGCUUUCAAUCUUGCUGCAUUUUUGAUAUGUUUAUUUAUUGAUUGCUUGCUGACUUAUGAUCUGAUAGAAAUGGUAUCUGGAAGUUUUGCCCAUCAUCGGUACCUACCACCAUUGGAAAUCGGUAAAGAAGGUUGGAAGAAUCGCACCGCUGUAUGCAAUGAAACGAUAACACAACACUGUAUAUGUGGUGAACAGUGUGAUCAGCAAGUCAAUGUUAUAGCACUUAUUGUUACAUUGACACAUGCGAUCACUAAUCAGAGGAAAUUUUGA